AUGGCACGGAAGACUUGGCCGUUUGGUUCAUCGUCAAUGGUUCAGCCACUCGGACUCGUCGUGGCUGUACCCAUGAAGCGCAAAUGUAUGCAAGAAAGGGCCAUGGCAAAAUUACUCAAAUCAGAGUUUCAUUAUCAUCAUCUCUAUCGGUACUGUGUAUGGAAUGAGAAGAGCGCGGUGCUCUUUGCUCUUGCGUUCACGUAUCUCAAUCUGCAGCCGGUGACGAAUACGCUUGAGAAGAAGCGUGCGCUGCUUAAGACCAUCGCGUAUCUUUUCUACCAGCUCAUUCUCUCCAGACUGCAUGAGAAGUUCGGUAAUCUUCGCGCCUUUGUGAGCGGAGUAGCCAGCGGGGAUAAUGGUCCUGCCAGAAAUCAUGCCAGCUUCCUGCAGCUCGGCAAGCUUAGCGCUGGCCUCGUCCAAGAGCGCAGCGUGGGCUUUCUCAGCCGCGAUGUACUCACCAUCUUCCCUCAAGCGAUCCUUCACCUCUUUAUCACGUUCGACUGUAAUGUUACUUUGUAA
Messenger RNA from Parastagonospora nodorum SN15, 519 nucleotides. RefSeq lists its product as hypothetical. The record is from RefSeq and is a predicted model, not a curated record. Bases 1 to 519 code for a protein of 172 amino acids. The transcript is spliced from 2 exons. Lineage: Eukaryota; Fungi; Ascomycota; Dothideomycetes; Pleosporales; Phaeosphaeriaceae.